AUGAAGGAACUGUUGAUACCUGCUGAAGUUUGGAAAAUAGAUGACUUCCACCCAUUAUUGUUGGAUUUCUGCAACAAUGUAUAUAAUCAAGAUCCCAUAAAUAGACGGAGAGAAGGAUGCCUGCUCCCAAUCCCCAAAAAAGGCAACCUCGUGAUCACCAAGAAUUACCGCGGAAUAACAUUGACAGCAAUUGCAGCAAAGAUUUACAACCUGAUGCUCCUAAACAGAACAAGACCCAAACUCGACCGAGUCUUGAGAAAAAACCAAAACGGGUCCCGCAUAAACCUAUCAACCUCAGGACAAAAACUCACCAUCAGAUGUAUCUUGGAGGGCAUUAAAUCAAAAAACCUUUUAGCUGCUCUCCUGUUCAUCGAAUUUUCAAAAGCCUUUGAUUCGAUCCACCGCGGAAAGAUGAAAGAGAUCUUAUCCGUCUAUGGAAUAACCAAGGAAACAGUGGAUGCCAUCAUGAUACUGUAUCAUGACACCAGCUCUAUGGUUCGCUCUCCUGAUGGAGACACAGACUUCUUCGAUAACAGUGCUGGAGUCCUCCAAGGUGAUACACUAGCCCCAUGCAUAUUCAUUAUAUGUCUUGACUAUGUACUGCGUAAAGCUCUGGACAAGAACAAUGAACUUGGCUUUGCCCUCGCAAAGCGGAAGAGCAAACGUGACCCAGCUAUGAAAAUAACAGAUACAGACUGUGCUGAGGACUUAGCAGUGCUGGCUGACGUCCUAAAAGAUACGACAUUUCUGCUGCACAGCAUCGAAAGAACAACAAAGAUGAUAGGGCUCUACCUCAAUGCAGAUAAAACAGAGUUCAUCUGCUUCAAUCAAGAUGCGUCAUAA
Pocillopora verrucosa is the source of this 843-nucleotide messenger RNA. Lineage: Eukaryota; Metazoa; Cnidaria; Anthozoa; Scleractinia; Pocilloporidae. The record is from RefSeq and is a predicted model, not a curated record.